GGCGCCUGUCUGCAGCCUGCGCAGCCCAGGAGUGUUGGGCAAUUUCGGUUUCCUCUGAGGCUGAAGGGACCCGGGCGUGCCAGCCCUGCCCCCCGGGGCGUCUUGGGGCCGCGUCUGUUCGGGCAUGGAGGAGAGAGUAGUGCGGCCCUCGGUGUUCUCGGUGGAAGGACAGACGGACAUCCCGUUCAGGAGGCUGGAACGAAGCCGCCGGAGACAGCCCUGCAGCGCAGCGCGCGUGGGUCUGGGUCUCCUGCUUUUUGUGAUGGGGGCCGGGCUGGCGGUCCAGGGCUGGUUCCUGCUGCAGCUGCACUGGCGCCUGGGGGAGACUGUCGCCCGCCUGCCGGACAGAGACACAGGCUCCUGGGAGCAGCUGAUGCAAGAGCGGAGGUCCCACCAUGUCAACCCGGCAGCACACCUCACAGGGGCCAACUCCAGCUUGACAGGCAGCGGGGGUCCGCUGCUGUGGGAGACGCAGCUGGGCCUGGCCUUCCUGAGGGGCCUCAGCUACCGCGACGGGGCCUUGGUGACCACGGAGGCUGGCUACUACUACAUCUACUCCAAGGUGCAGCUGGGCGGUGUGGGCUGCGCCCAGGGACUGGCCGGCGACUGGCCCGUCACCCACGGCCUCUACAAGCGCACGCCCCGCUACCCCGAGGAGCUGGAGCUGCUGGUCAGCCGGCGGUCCCCCUGUGGACGGGCAGCCAGCGCCCGCGUCUGGUGGGACAGCAGCUUCCUGGGUGGUGUGGUGCACCUGGAAGCCGGGGAGGAGGUGGUCGUCCGUGUGCCAGAGGAGCGCCUGGUCCGGCUGCGCGACGGCACCCGGUCCUACUUCGGGGCUUUCAUGGUGUGAAGGCGGGAGCGCGGGGGACGGAACGUGGGUCUGACGGGCGGAGACCUCAGAGCGUGUCUCGGGGAGACAGAAAAGCAGAGGUCUUGGAGGGCCCCAGGGAAUCCAAAACUCAGAAGACGGAGAGCUCAAUGGACGCCUCCAGAGACCAAGAACUCGUCAUCCCGAGAGGCCGAAGACCCCGUAGGCACCUCUGGAAGACCCACUAGACUGCAGACCCUGCCACAGACAAUACUAAAGACAGAGACUCAGGGACUUGGAGUCUGCAGGCCCCCGGUGUGGGGUAAAGCGGAUUUGCCUGAUAUUCAGGAAGAACGGGUGAGGGGUGGGUAUUUAUGCUUUUGAUUCAAAGAAAGUGGGACUUGGGAUUCCAGGGAAUUGCCUGGGGACAGGGAACUUCAUCAGCUUCCCCACUCUCACGAGUAGGAGCAGCGGGGCGGGAGAUUUAUCAUCGAGACUGAUCCGGGCAGAGAGCCCGGGCCCACCCCACCUACAGUCAUGGUCAUAUACUCAAGUCCCACCCACGGACUGGUGGCCACACCUCAGCCUGGUCACAAAACGUUAUGCUCAGAGACAGGGCACAGCAAUGUGCUUAUAACUGUUUAGCAACCAGCUUUCCUGGGUGCAAGGAGAGGCUUUGUGGUGUUUGUUUGCCCAUUUCCGUGGUGUAAAUGCUGCCACUGUGGCUGGUUUCUGGCUACCCGUAUGUCACCAACCGGCUGGCUGUGUCCCGUCAUUGCUAAGCAAACAUGACACAAGGACACCACUGCUGUGCUCUCAGCAGCCAGCCCAGUGCUUGCAGAUUGAAAGAAAGGAAGAAAGAAUGACCACACAGUCAAACCUAUGGCAUCACACAGAAUCUAUCACAUGGCUGCGUAACGUCCCUUCCAUUUCACAAUGACAGACUCACACAGACGGGGCCUCGGAUCCCGACAUAAUCACAUGGAAGUCAUAGCAUUGCAAACAGUCAUGGCACUGCACGGCAACCGUCUACAACAGAGCCACACACAACUCACAACCACAGGGUCACCCACAGGGGUGUCACCGUCACAUGUGGCAAUGCUCAUCCCAUCAGAUACAGACACACCCAUCACGGCCAGACCUGGUGACACACACACAACAUCACAAUGAUAAACACACAACCAUAUCCCCCCCCACACACACACAGCCUCAGGGUUCCUCCCUGGCCAAGACUGACACAUCCUAGGGUUAGGACCAGACUUUGUUCACAGCCCUGGGCCUUUGACUACUGGUGCAUGAAAUAAAUGGGAAACGGUGGCUCCUGGAUCCAUCUAGUUCUUAGGGGAAGCAAUUUGGCGUGGGAUGCCAGGCCCAAAGAGCCCCAUGGCAAAAGGAAGAGUCGGGGAGAGGGGGGCAACAGUUAGCAACAGGUGUUGGCUCAUAGAGGCAGAGCGAUGGAUGUUAUGACCCACAGAGGUCAUUUUAGCAGGAGAGUAACCUGAACCCAGUUAGCCCAGCUCCCUGCAGGAAAUGUCGGGGAAACCAAAGACCCCUCAAAUCCACAAUUCCUGAGGAAGGGGAGGCUACCCCCUGCAAGGCACCGUUAUUGGAUGCAUGCAGGAAGGAGUGGCAGACCACCAAGCCAGCUGCAAGCCUGAGAGUUAAGUGAGAACAUGGCAA
Molecule: messenger RNA, 2488 nt
Organism: Lemur catta (Ring-tailed lemur)
Lineage: Eukaryota; Metazoa; Chordata; Mammalia; Primates; Lemuridae
Gene: TNFSF14
Product: TNF superfamily member 14
Exons: 4
Coding region: 125-850 (241 amino acids)
Biological process (GO): immune response
Cellular component (GO): membrane
Molecular function (GO): tumor necrosis factor receptor binding
Source: RefSeq, a predicted model, not a curated record